Messenger RNA from Opisthorchis viverrini, 189 nucleotides. RefSeq lists its product as hypothetical. The record is from RefSeq and is a predicted model, not a curated record. Lineage: Eukaryota; Metazoa; Platyhelminthes; Trematoda; Opisthorchiida; Opisthorchiidae. The transcript has a single exon. The annotation marks the transcript as partial. Gene Ontology annotation, cellular component: dynein complex. Gene Ontology annotation, molecular function: minus-end-directed microtubule motor activity; dynein light intermediate chain binding; dynein intermediate chain binding. Gene Ontology annotation, biological process: microtubule-based movement.
GAUACCAGUGAAGACCAUCAAUGGGUCAUCUGUGACGGUCCAGUGGAUGCCCUGUGGAUUGAGAACAUGAACACUGUGUUAGACGAUAACAAAAUGUUAUGUCUUGCCAAUUCGGAACGGAUCAAGUUGACCAACUACGUUCACAUGCUAUUCGAAGUACAAGAUUUGGCUGUGGCUUCGCCGGCCACG